GUUCAAAGGUGCUGAUUUGGUGUCAAUUUUGAUGGAGAUGGAAGAUGACCCUGACCUUGCUUUGAAUGCCAAUGUUUCUGGGUCGUGCGUACCAACUUCGCCUUCAGACAAUGCAGAAGUUGAAGUUGACGAUCUUCAAAGUCUUGUGCUUGAAAACGAAAGACUUAAAGAUUUACUCUUCUGUAAAAUCUGUCUGGACAGGAGGGCAGACAUUGUAUACCUACCCUGUGGUCACAUUUUCAGCUGCCCACAGUGUACCCACGCUCUUGACCACUGUCCUAUCUGCCGCAGUGCAAUUAAUGACCACGUUAAGGCGAAAUUUGCAAACACAAGACAUGAAGUUGCUUUUGACUAUGAUGAUGCUCUAUAAAUGAAUAUAACAUGCUUUAGCCUUAAGCACAAAUGAACAUCGUCCAUUUAGAGUUGAACUUUUUUUUAUGUGACAGUAUAGUAUUUUCAUCAUGGACACAUUUUUGGUUGUAUUUUGUCCAAAACAAUUGACACUUCACAUAUCAUUAUAAGCAGAAAUAGUGUUUUUUUAGUGUUUUAUGUGCAUCUGUAAAGAUUGUGGUUGGAUCAUGAUAAAAUGUUGUGAUAAUGUUGAAUGAUUAGUAUGCUGUGUUAUGUUAUGUGUCACAUUAUGUUUAAACGGAUUUUGAUCGGUGAAAGUAUAGAGCAACUGUUUGAAUGCUUUUCCACAAAGGAGUCCGUCACGAGUCAUCAUAUAAAACACAUUUUUCAACAAGUUUGAAGGAAACAUGUGAUCAAGAUCAUUUACCUUAAGUAUAUAAUGGACGAAGUGACAUGUUAGUCUUAAGGUUGUAUUAUAUAUGUUUGUUAAAAAUACAUUAAGAAAAAGUCACCAGCAAUGCUUUGGUUUAACAAUCCAUAUUUUAAAACAGCAAAGGUUCUAUUAUUUUCUAGAAACAUGUGUGUAUGGUACCUCAAAUACACCUUUCUUAAAACAGUUUUUCAAGAAUUCUUUAGUUUUGAUUUUGCUAAGUUUCUGUAGUGCAUGUAUUUUAUAAUAUGCCUAGUAUCAGCAAAUUCUGUUGCUUAUUUUGACUUUAUCAAGUUCAGGUAUUUGAUUAGUUAUAAGUUAAAACAUUGCACACAAUUUUACUACAUUCGAUAACUUAAGUGGGAAUAUUCUGCCAUAAACAGUA
This is a messenger RNA of Mya arenaria, 1166 nucleotides long. Its product is annotated as baculoviral IAP repeat-containing protein 7-B-like. NCBI's taxonomy places the organism in Eukaryota, Metazoa, Mollusca, Bivalvia, Myida, Myidae. The transcript has 2 exons. The coding region runs from base 32 to 370 and encodes 112 amino acids. The record is from RefSeq and is a predicted model, not a curated record.